This is a messenger RNA of Orbicella faveolata, 2429 nucleotides long. RefSeq names its product glycine receptor subunit alpha-4-like. Gene Ontology annotation, biological process: monoatomic ion transmembrane transport. Gene Ontology annotation, molecular function: transmembrane signaling receptor activity; extracellular ligand-gated monoatomic ion channel activity. Gene Ontology annotation, cellular component: membrane. Lineage: Eukaryota; Metazoa; Cnidaria; Anthozoa; Scleractinia; Merulinidae. The record is from RefSeq and is a predicted model, not a curated record.
ACUUUCGAACUGAAAAUUUCCUUUAAUUCUUUGGAAAUUUUAUAGCCUCCGGGUUGGUGCUUUUAAGACUAAAAUUUGAGGAGCAUACUUCUGCCUCACUUAACAUGUGUUAUCAUAUUGAUGAAGGAAGAUCUUAGAAAUCUUAAAUGGUUUCGAUAGUUUAAUGGAAAAUAUAUGAAAUAAUGGAAAUUGUUGAAGCAAGUUUUCCUAGGUUAAUGAAAUUUCAUACAUAAACUCCAUAUUGUAGGACGUGAGACAGGGAUGUGAGGCAGACGGGUUUAAUAGAUCUUGGUAGUGAUUUCAUUCCUUACUAACCCUUUACUUCAACUCCGUCGUGUAGAGGUGUAUAUAUAGACGGGGACGGGAGACCGAAACAGAACGCCCGGCGGAAAGGGCAGUUAAAUCAGGUGCGAGGCAGUAUAUUUAAUCUCUUGUUGACCGGUCUAUUUUUGCUUAGAGACACUGAUGAGGAUUCGAUAACAAAUUUAACAAAGCUAUUAGACAGCAUGGAGGGUAAACGUCAUUUAAAGCUUAUACGACCCAUGUCUGGAGGCAGAGCGGUGCUAGUCAAAGUUGGAAUUUUCAUCGUAUAUAUAGGAAACUUCAGGGAGUCCGAUAUGGAGUAUUCAAUGGAGAUGUAUUUUCGUCAGUAUUGGAAAGACCCGAGACUGGCAUUCGCUGGCAUGAAUGAAUCAGUGACCUUCAGUGGUGAACUGCCGGAGAUCGUAUGGCAACCGGACACGUACUUUGAAAAUGGCCUCAGUGGAAAACUACACCAUUUGACAGUCUUGAAUAAGUACCUUCGACUGUAUCCUGAUGGGCGGGUCUUAGUCAGUACCAGGUUGACUCUGUCCUGCUCAUGUGACAUGGACUUCAGGAAGUUUCCAAUGGAUGCACAGAUCUGUGAUCUUUAUUUUGCAAGUUAUGGGUUCACAACGAGAGACCUGAUUUACAGUUGGAAUGACGAGUUCGCAGCAUACACAGGCGACAAGGAAAAUGCACAGUUUUUACUGCAGACCUUUCGUUACCUUAACGGGACAAGAACAUAUGCAACAGGCAACUUCUCAUAUCUUGGUAUUCGUUUUGUUUUGGUUCGACGCUUAAGCUUUUACUUGACAAAAAUCUACAUCCCCGCUAUGCUGGUUGUUUUCGUCUCGUGGCUUUCAUUCUUCGUCGACAGGAACUCGGCGCCCGCUCGGGUAUCUCUCGGCAUCACGACAGUUCUAACCAUGACCACGCUGAUAAUGGGGUUUGGGCAGGACUCUUUGCCAGUGGUGUCGUACAUGAGAGCCCUUGAUUUGUACCUUGUCGUCUGUUAUCUGCUGGUAUUUGGUUCAUUUGCUGAAUAUGCACUUGUUAACUAUAGAAGCAAGCCUGGUAAUAAGCGAAUAAGUGAGCAAUCUGCAUAUCAAGAAGGCACCUCGUCCUCUGAGGGAACAUUAAAUGGAGAGUUACCUAACAUUCCAUCCUCUGGUGAUGUAGAAAACAAGAUCAGCUUUUCCCGGCAGACACAACAAGAAUUUAUCAUGGAGCAUGAAAGCAGUGCUUUGGAUAAAUGGUCGCGUUGGAUAUUUCUGCCAACAUUUCUUGUACUAAACCUAUUCUACUGGGUUUACUACUUAGUUAUUGAUAAAAGCAAUAUUCCGAAGGAACAGUGAAACCAAAGGUUAUGAAAGUUGUGCAAAUGAACUAAGACAACCACGCUUUAGCUUCCUCAAUCGAAGCAGAAUCCAAUAAUCGACACUAAGGAUUUUACUUCUUGAUGUACAGAUCGCAAGAGCUAUGCAAAGUGCCAUACUGCUUAUUCAUUUUACUGGGCCUAUUAAUAUAAAUAAGUAUGCGGGAUAACGUCAUUGAAAAAAUAGGCUCGCAAUGCGUACAUGUUGGCUCACGAGCUUUUUUCACUUUAUUUUCGCUUUUCGUGCACACUACAUGACACAUUACAUGAGGUAAGAGAACCGAGUAGCCGUUUUGGGUAAUACUUCAUGAAGAGCAUGAAUUUUGCAAGGUAAAUUCUCGUUAGUGGCCGUGAAACCGACAGCGACAAGACUUUCAGCUGCUACCUUGCUAAACACUAGAGUAGACAGAUUGUUUUUCAUUUUUGGUAUAAACAGCACUCGAGAAAUGUUUAUUACUGCCGUUUUAACAUAAACCUAUUCCAGAUUCAAAUUUUAUGAACGAAGAAAUUGUUUCGACUAGAUUUUACAUCUCGUUAGAGUUUUGUUGAUGAAUUCAGCCGUGUUCUUUUGGUAACGAUGGGUCUAUUUUUGUGCCAGUGUCGGCAGCGUGCCUAAUUUGCCUGUCAUACUAGGCUACGUUCACACUAGCAAUCCUAGGUGCACUAAGACGUCGUCCACACAAAGCUGGUUGAAUUUGAAAACGUAGAUUUCACUCUGUAAAAAUAUCAAAUGUUUUCCGUGCACACUACG